Messenger RNA from Zea mays, 2193 nucleotides. Its product is annotated as leucine-rich repeat extensin-like protein 4. The record is from RefSeq and is a predicted model, not a curated record. Gene Ontology annotation, molecular function: protein binding. Lineage: Eukaryota; Viridiplantae; Streptophyta; Magnoliopsida; Poales; Poaceae. The transcript has a single exon. The coding region runs from base 109 to 2037 and encodes 642 amino acids.
UUCCCGCGCGCCUCCCUCAAUCCCGCGAGGCCGCGAUAUCAUAUAGCCGCUCCCCUUCCGGUGUUUUUUCCCAUUCCACUCCGCGCCACUCCCAAUGCGCGCGCCGCGAUGACGACGCCACCGCGCAACGCGACCCUCCCCGUCCUCCUUGUCCUCCUCCUGCUCGCGCCGCACCUCCUCGCCACAGCGCCGGCGUUUGCUAGCCGCGGCCUCAGCGCGUCCGACGCCGCCCACAUCCGGAGGCGCCAGCUGCUGCAGUACCACGGCGGCGGCGCCGGCAAUGGCAGCGGCGUGGUCGUCGACCCGUCCUACGCGUUCCCGAACCCGCGCCUCCGCGACGCGUACGUGGCGCUGCAGGCGUGGAGGCGCGCCAUCCUCUCCGACCCGCACAACGUGACGGGCUCGUGGACGGGCCCCGACGUGUGCGCCUACGCCGGCGUCUACUGCGCGCCCUCGCCGCAGGACCCCGACCUCACCGUCGUCGCCUCCGUCGACCUCAACCACGCCGACCUCGCCGGACACCUCCCGGAGGAGCUGGGCCUGCUCGCUGACCUCGCCGUUCUCCACCUCAACUCCAACCGCUUCUGCGGCCUCGUGCCCCGGUCGCUGGACAAGCUCCACGCGCUCCACGAGCUCGACCUCAGCAACAACCGCCUCGUCGGCGCCUUCCCCGACGUCGUGCUCCGCCUGCCCAGCCUCAGAUACCUCGACCUGCGCUUCAACGACUUCGAGGGACCCGUGCCCAGCGAGCUCUUCGACCGACCGCUCGACGCCAUCUUCAUCAACUCCAACCGAUUCCGUUUCCAGAUCCCCGACAACUUCGGCAACUCGCCGGCCUCCGUGCUCGUGCUCGCCAACAACGACUUCGGCGGCUGCCUCCCGGCCUCCGUCGCCAACAUGUCGUCCACGCUCAACGAGAUCAUCCUCAUGAACACGGGGCUCAAGUCCUGCGUGCCGCCGGAGCUCGGCGCGCUCAUGGGCCUCACCGUGCUCGACCUCAGCUUCAACAAGCUGAUGGGCGCCAUCCCCGACGAGCUCGCGCGCCUCCACAGCAUCGAGCAGCUCGACCUCGGCCACAACCGCCUCGUCGGCGACGUGCCGGAGGAGAUCUGCCGCCUGCCGCACCUCCAGAACUUCACCUAUUCCUACAACUUCAUCACCGGCGAGCCGCCCGUCUGCCUGCACGUCAAGAGCCUUGACGACCGCCGGAACUGCAUCCCCUACCGCCCCGACCAGAGGUCGCCAGAGCAAUGCAACUUCUUCAGGAACCACCACCACGUCAACUGCGAUGCCUUCAAGUGCAAGAAGUUCAUCCUGCCGUCGCCACCCCUGCCGCCACCACCUUCACCUCCUCCGCCGUCUCCUCCUCCACCGUCGCCGUCUCCACCGCCGCCUUCGCCUCCCCCACCAUCCCCUCCUCCGCCAUCACCAUCCCCUCCCCCACCUUCGCCUCCUCCACCAUCUCCUCCACCACCUUCACCUCCUCCGCCGUCUCCUCCACCCCCGUCCCCAUCCCCUCCUCCUCCUUCUCCCCCACCGCCGUCUCCUCCACCUCCAUCCCCAUCACCUCCUCCUCCUUCUCCCCCACCGCCGUCGCCACCUCCACCAUCUCCAUCGCCGCCACCUCCCUACUACGAGGUGUCACCAGAGGAACGGUACCUCUCCCCGCCGCCUCCGGCCUACACCGAGGUCCCGCCGCCGCCCUACUACGAGGUGUCACCGGAGGAGCGUUACCUCUCGCCGCCUCCACCAGCGCACCAGGAGUCGCCACCUCCCAUCCACCACGACCCGCCACCUCCACCCUACUACGAAGUGUCUCCGGAGGACCGGUACCUCUCGCCGCCGCCACCACCAUCCCCGGCUAGCUUGCCCAAAUACGACUACUCGUCGCCUCCACCGCCUUCUUCCCCGCCGUACUCGGAGGUGUCACCUGAGGAGCGGUACCCGUCACCUCCGCCGCCGCCACGGGCAUUGCCCAAGCUGCCUGUGUAUGACUACUCGUCGCCGCCACCGCCAGCGGCCGCCUGGACACCGUAGUGAAAAAAAAAAUUGAUUCGUUCGAGGAGAUUUUCCGUCCCUUGUGAUCAUACAUUGUUUUAAUUUGUUGUGGUAAAAAGAAGAUGAUACUGAAUUGAUCCUUUGUUUCAUUUCCUCCUCUUGUAUCUAAAAUUUUCUUCUUGGAUCUUUUCGCUA